GCUUCUUCUUCCUUCUUCUAUCUACUUAGUCCUAGCUCCCUCUCCCCUCCCUUCUUUUCUUUUCGACUUGUUUUUCUCCCUCCACCUACUGUGCUCCCCCCGGUGUGCCCGUGGUGUUUGCCAACUUCUCCCUCCAAGGCAUCAUCCGGCUUUUUAGAGUUCGUGCCAGCCCCGUCCCGUCGGGCCUUGGUUCGACCUCGUUUUCAUUUUCUUCCCGCCUAUCACCUCGGCGAUGCUAGGCUUGUCCUGCAUCUAUACGCCGGGAAGCUACCACCAGAGCAUCUGAUUCUUAAUCAGAGCUUGUUUAGGCCCUACCUCACCUUUACCAGUCUUUCGACUGGUGCUGAGCCCGGAGCGCAUGGUUUUCCAAAGCUACCGCUCCUUCACCUCUCAUCCCCCGCCCGUCAGCUAUGGCGGUCGAAUGCCACGGGCCCAUCUGGGCUGUCGAUGAUCUUUCCCGCUGUUUUCAACGCAACUAUCUUCAAGUUAUAUUUCCGCUCAUAGCUUGCGGACUCUCCCUACUCCUCAUCGCCCUUCGCAUCGCAUACGGUUGUGCCGUUUCUCGAAAAAGAGCUUCAUACAAGUUAUUGGACCACAAUGCAGCUGAAGGCGACUCGCAGGUUGCAACUUUGGAUGAUGAAGGGGAGGAAACCGACCCAAUGUUGAACAAAGCAGCGCAAUCCGAACUGCCAACAUUCGAAGUCGAUCGUCCCCGUGGUGAAAUUGCUACUUUGGCACUGGAAAUUCUCGCGCUUGCGGGAGAAGUAGCCAUCUUCGUGACUAUCAUCUCCACCGACACUUGGGGUCGGCAGGGCACCCUCCCCGCUAUCGCCAAGCUCGUGUCGUGGGGAUAUAUCUUAUUCCUGGCGUUGGUGCGCUUGCUUCUUUCGACUCUGGACCUCCACUCGUCUCCCAGGCUUUGGAACCAUACUGCGUUUUUAUACGGCCUGCAAUGGGUAUUCACGGUGUUCGUUUUUCGGUCCGCAGUUAUCCACCCAUUAUCGAAACGCGCCAUGGUCUUUAGCUCUAUCGAAUUUGCCUUGUCCAGUCUACUUUUGCUCAUUGCAGUGACUACCCGGAGAGGAAACAAGACGGUCCUGGUUUCGCAUGAUGAGGGUCUGGAGCCUGCAAGACACCCCGUUGCUAGCUUGCUCGCACUGGCUACCUUUUCUUGGCUGGACCCCCUCAUCCUUAAAGGCUAUCGACAGCCGCUGGAGCUCGAUGAUGUCUGGGAUCUCACAGCAUCCCAGAAAGCUGCCACGGUCUUGGAGGAUUUCCGCCGCAGGCAUUAUCAAGGCUCACUGGUGUGGAAGCUUUGUCGAUACUUCUACGGCACCCUCCUUCUGCAGGGUGCCUGGACCAUAUUUUCGAACCUUUUUACCUAUUUGCCCACGAUCCUACUUCGAGCUAUCCUGCAGUAUGUUGAGGAUCCAAGGUCUUCCACAUCAAACGCCGCCUGGCUUUAUGCCAUAUUGCUGUUUUGCUCUGGAGCUAUCCAAGGUGUCGCCGACGGACAAGCUCUCUGGAUCGGACGCAAGCUGGGAGUGAAGCUUCGGGCCAUCAUUAUCGGUGAGAUCUACGCGAAGGCUCUCAGGCGGAAGGCUGGCGCUUCUGUAGAAGCCGCUAAAAAGCAGCCGGAAGAACCGGCCAAGGAUCAGAAGAAAGGAGGGCUCUUCUCCUUUGGCCGCAAGAAAAAGAAGACAACAAGCGACCCUGAGACAAAUACUGCAAAUGCGAAGGAGGCCCAAGAAGAAGACAAAGAACACAUGGCCAACAUCGGUACCAUCAUCAACCUGAUGGCUAUUGACUCUUUCAAGGUUAGCGAAGUCGGUGCCUACCUGCACUUUUUGUGGGCCAGCGUCCCUGUGCAGAUCAUCAUCGCCGUAACACUUCUGUACCGGUUGCUGGGGUUCAGCUCGUUUGCUGGAAUUGUCAUCAUGGUUUUCAUGUUGCCCAUCAACCUUACCAUUGCGAAACAGUUCACGAAGGUGCAAAACCAGAUUCUGAAGGGCACCGAUGCUCGCAUCCACAGCACCAAUGAGAUUCUUCAGAAUAUUCGGAUUAUCAAGUAUUUCGCCUGGGAGCAGCGGUUCCAAGAUAUUGUGAACGAGAAGAGAAAGGCGGAGCUGAAAGCUUUGCGCUUCCGUUACAUCAUCUGGUCAACGGCGGCAACUGUCUGGUAUGGCACGCCUAUCCUCAUUACAUUCGCUUCAUUCUUCCUGUACACAGUAGUAGAGGGGAAGAAACUGACCCCCUCGAUCGCAUUCCCGGCCUUGUCGAUGUUCUCCUUGCUCCGAGUUCCCCUAGAUCAGUUGGCCGAUAUGGUGGCGCACGUCCAAGAGUCCAAGGUCUCUCUCGACCGUGUGGAUACUUAUCUCAACGAGGAGGAGACUCAAAAGUACCGUCAGCUCGAAAAGGAUGAUACUGCCGGACAGCCGCCUAAGGUCGCGCUGGAAAACGCUACACUCACCUGGGGAUCCUCUCAAGGACAAUACAAGGAUGAUCCGGCACAAGAUACCACCGAUGGUUUCCGUCUCAUCAACAUGAAUGUCGACUUCCAUGUUGGAAAGCUCAAUCUUAUUACUGGUCCGACAGGCUCUGGAAAGACGUCGCUUCUAAUGGCACUUCUGGGAGAAAUGAAGCUUGUCCAAGGAAGAGUUUAUUUGCCUGGUGGGACCGUCAACCGCUCUGAACUCCCCGUUGAUCCCCAUUCAGGACUUAUCGAAAGCGUCGCGUAUUGCGCGCAAGAAGCAUGGCUCGUUAACGCGACUGUCAAGGAAAACAUUGUGUUUGCAUCUCCCUACGAUGAACGUCGGUAUAAUGCCGUGAUCAAAGCGUGUGCCUUGGAACGGGAUUUGGCGAUCCUCGAUGCGGGUGACCAGACUCUCGUGGGAGAAAAGGGCAUCAGUCUUUCCGGAGGUCAGAAACAAAGAAUAUCACUUGCACGCGCCGUGUACAGUAGAGCUCGACACUUGCUUUUGGAUGACUGCCUGAGCGCUGUUGAUUCGCAUACGGCUAAGCACAUCUUCCGCCAGGCCUUGACCGGGCCCUUGAUGAUGAACCGAUCUUGUGUACUUGUGACGCACAACGUUGCCUUGACAGUCCUUGAAGCAGCGCAUGUUGUUGUCCUUGACAACGGUAAGAUCACUGCCCAAGGUCCCCCAGACGAGGUGGCAGCAUCAGGUGCAUUGGGCGACGAACUCCUUAAAUCCCGGCCCACUUCCAGGACCACUACUCCACGACCCUCUCGCAGACCAUCGGACCAUGGGGAACAGGAGGAAGAAUCUCAGACGAACGGCCACACUACCAGUGCACCGAAUGGAAAAGCUCAAGAGGGAAAGAGUGCCGAACCCAAAUUGCAGGAGUCAAAGGCUGUUGGCAGUAUCAAAAUGUCUACGGUCAAGAUGUACCUUAGAUCGAUGGGAUCCUGGCGUUACUGGAUUGUGGCUGUGCUAGUCUUUUGCAUGCAGCAGCUCGGUUCUGUGUCGACUAAUAUCUGGAUCAGACAGUGGGCGAACGCUUAUCAGACCGAGGAUGUUGGCGCAGAUGAUGCUGGCGACUACGCAGCAAUGACGAACCUGAAGAUCCCGUCGUUCAAUGUCGGUGGUGUGCCUAGGACCUCCACUCUCAAUGCACCCCAGUUUGGCACACGAACCGCUGCUGCCAAUGGCAAUGUGGAUGUGUCGUACUAUCUUGGAGUCUACGCACUUCUAGGAAUUGGGUUUGUUGCCAUUUCGCUGGUCAGAGAAGCCGUCCUGUUCUGGGGCUCCCUGCAGGCGUCGCACUCUAUCCACCAGCGCCUGUUGAAAGCAGUGAUGCAUGCCAAAUUCAAGUUUUUCGAUUCGACACCUCUCGGCCAAUUGAUGAACCGGUUUUCCAAGGAUGUGGAAUCGGUUGAUCAAGAAGUUGCUCCCGUGGCGAUCGGCAUGCUUCAUAGUCUGGCAUCUGUCAUCAUGAUUGUGAUUUUGAUUUCCAUCAUCACUCCUGGUUUCCUGAUUGCCGGUAUCUUCAUCACGUUGGUGUAUGUCGCCCUCGGCGCUAUCUACUUGAACUCUUCUCGUGAUCUUAAGAGACUUGAGUCUGUGCAGCGGAGUCCGCUGUAUCAGCAAUUUGGCGAGACGCUGAACGGUAUUGUUACUAUCCGUGCCUACGGUGAUGGGCCGAGAUUUAUCGUCGACAACCACCGUCGCAUAAAUGCCUACAACCGGCCCCAUAUCUACCUUUGGGCAAGCAACCGCUGGCUUGCGCUUCGAGUUGAUGUCACAGGAGCUCUGGUCUCAUUCUUCACCGCUGUUUUCGUCCUAGCGAACAUCGGAAAGAUUGAUGCCGGUGCUGCUGGACUUUCCCUUACAUACGCAGUCACGUUCACAGAGAACGUACUCUGGCUAGUCCGGUUAUACUCUGAGGUCCAACAGAACAUGAACUCCGUUGAACGUGUCAGAGAGUACCUUGAAGUCGAGCAAGAGGCAGAUGCAGUCAUUCCCGACUCAAGACCGCCGGCCAACUGGCCCAGUGGUGGUGCAGUUGACUUUGUUGGAUAUACCACUCGGUACCGACCGGAUCUUGACCCCGUUCUCCGGAAUGUGUCAUUCACUGUACAACCUGGGGAGAAGGUGGGUAUCGUCGGCCGUACCGGUGCUGGAAAGAGUUCCCUUGCUCUCGCUCUUUUCCGUGGCCUCGAAGCUGAAAAGGGCAGCAUCGUCAUUGACGACGUGGAUAUUAGCAGUAUCGGUCUUCGUGACUUGCGCGAGUCGAUCACCAUCGUCCCCCAAGACCCUACUCUAUUCACGGGAACUCUCCGCAGCAACCUUGACCCUUUCAACAUUUUCACGGACGAGCAAAUCUUCAACGCUCUCCGACGUGUACACUUGAUCGGCCCCGGCACCUCUGGCACAGCGACUCCCAUGACAACCAGCACCAUUGCGGAGCCUUCCGCAACUGCAAACGGCGUCAACAGCAGUGGUAUCCUCGACAACAAGAACAUCUUCCUGAACCUGGACACUGCGGUCUCCGAAUCCGGCUCUAACCUGUCCCAGGGCCAGCGACAGCUCUUGUGUCUUGCCCGUGCCCUACUCAAGAACCCCAAGGUCUUGAUGAUGGACGAAGCCACCGCCUCCAUUGACUACAACACGGACUCCAAGAUCCAGGAGACACUCCGGGAACUCCGGGAGAGCACUAUCAUCACCAUUGCGCAUCGUCUCCAGACAAUCAUCGACUACGACAAGGUCCUGGUCCUCGACCACGGCCGCGUCAUUGAAUAUGAUCACCCCUGGACCCUGAUCAACAAGGGUGACGGCCUCUUCCGAAGCAUGUGUGAGAACAGUGGUAAUAUGGACGGUCUUCUGGAAGGAGCCAAGAAAGCCUGGGAUCAUAAAAAUAGUGGUAAUGACUCAUAGACCAUUCCUUCUUCCCGUCUUUACGCGCCCCCCCCCCCCCACCCC
This is a messenger RNA of Aspergillus sclerotioniger CBS 115572, 5441 nucleotides long. Its product is annotated as putative ABC bile acid transporter. Gene Ontology annotation, molecular function: ATP hydrolysis activity; ATP binding; ABC-type peptide transporter activity. Gene Ontology annotation, cellular component: fungal-type vacuole membrane; fungal-type vacuole. NCBI's taxonomy places the organism in Eukaryota, Fungi, Ascomycota, Eurotiomycetes, Eurotiales, Aspergillaceae. Gene Ontology annotation, biological process: transmembrane transport. The transcript is spliced from 2 exons. The record is from RefSeq and is a predicted model, not a curated record. The coding region runs from base 411 to 5396 and encodes 1661 amino acids.